AGAACAUACGAAAGGCUGAUCAGGUUACAGAAUACUGAAGUUUUUUUUAGAAAUUUUUCAAUGCGUUCCUUGACUCUUGUGACGUUACCAGCGUUCCUGGUUAUGUGUGCUGCUGUUCUUGCUGUCGAGAUGUUCUGCGAUGAACAACAAGAUAGCAAGCGCAAGAUGAUCCAGAGACUUUCCGAGAAACUGUUCGAUGGGUACAGGAAGGACUUCUUGCCACGUCUUAAUGAAUCAAUACCGGUUAAGGUGAAAUUCGAAUAUGAAAUUAUCACCAUCAAAGACGUGAACGCCAAGGAUCAGACUAUGACAGUGUAUGGUUGGGUGCGACAGGUAUGGCACAAUCCGUUUCUUCAGUGGAAUUGUUCCGAGUAUGGUGGCAUUGAAAACCUUCAAGCAAGCGCCGAGAAGAUCUGGGUACCAGAUAUACUAAUGUAUAACAACGUUGACCUCCAAGAUCGUAUUGGUGGUGGACCAACAACAUAUAAAACCAACGUUGUCGUCCAAGCAAACGGACAAAACGAUUGGAAAAGUCCUGCCAUUUUCAAAACUCUGUGUGCCAUAGAUGUAACCUAUUUCCCUUUCGACAUACAAACGUGUUCGCUUAAGUUCGGUUCUUGGGCUUCUAACAGUCAGCAGUUAACUAUGAGCCCGGAACAAAUGAGUGGAAAAUCAGAUCAGUACGUGGACAAUGGCGAAUGGGAUAUCCUCAAAAUAGAGGCGAAAAGGAACGUUGUACGAUACAGCAUAGGAACCUUUGACGACGUUACAGUUACAAUCGUGAUAGGCCGCGUGUUCUUCGUUUUCUGUGUGAACUUAAUCAUUCCGUGUUUUCUUAUUUCGUCAAUGAUAUUUCUAGGUUUUAUUCUUCCUCCAGAAUGCGGAGAAAGGAUUGGAUUGAGCAUAACCGUUCUUCUGGCGAUGACGGUCUUCCAACAGCUAACUGCGAACAUUUUCCCUUCAUUUUAUUUCCCGCUCCUUGGCCAGUACUAUUUUGCAACCAGCGUAGAAAUAAGUAUUUCACUCUUAGCGACAACGGUGAUUCUUAAUUUCACAGCGCGCAAAAAUAAGAAAAUGCCGCGCUGGAUGCGGAUUUUGUUUCUGCAGUGGACGGCGCGUGUGGUCCUGCUAAAAAAAACAGUGGAAAAAAGUUGUCCCAAACCAAAGUUCAAAACAUCCACCCGACGUCGAAAACCGGAGAUGGAACACAAGGACCAUGAAGAAGCCAAGGAAAAUGGAGCGGUUGUUCAUGAGCAAAUGAUGCACGGAUCAUUACCCGAUCAAUUCGAGCGAAAGGAUGACCACCUUGUUGCUGAGCUCAAACGCAUGUUCAUGAUUUCCAAAAAUCUUGACCACGGUGGCUUACGAUACGCAAACUCGGGUAAGAGCCCCCACUUAAAUGUAUUUACAGACGGCCAAGAUACCUACAGCCCUGAACCUUACGAAGCUUGGGAUGAGACUAGCUUGUCAUUUACAGGAGUACUUGAUGAAAAUGGCGAAGAACUCAACGAAAACGAACUCAAUUUACGUAAGUGGGAGUGGAUCAUGGCCGCCAGGGUCCUGGACCGAGCUUUGCUGUGGGUUUCCAUAAUCUCUGGAAUUGUAACAUUCUUUGCCAUUUUUAUGCGAGCGCCUCGCUUGCAAGCAGUAUUAUUUGGUUCCUAGAUCAGUGAUGAAAUGCGGUUUACUUUUCAAGAACGGAAAGAAAAGAUCUCAAGACAGUAGAUGAACACUUAAGUCAUCUUAAAUAAGCCGUGUAAUAUCAAUCCUGACAGUUCUUAAUUUUUGUGACAAUAUCACAAAACAAUUGUAAAAUAUCGUUUCAUUUUCUGUGCGAAUAUGUAAAGAUGUGAAUAACGCACAAUUUUUGUAAAAGACUUUGUAAUUAGUCUCGAUUCGAAAAAGAGGCUCCGUGGACAGCCAAAGUCAUGGAAAUGACGACUUUAUAGCGGGGGGCUCGGAAAACGAGAGAGCCCUUGGAGGGGCGGAGAGUCAUUUACAGUAUUCCUGAAAAGAAUGGCAAAGACCUCGAAGAGCAAGAGCUUAAGAAGAUAAUGUGAGAAUGGAACACGGCCGCUGUGAUCUUGGAUAGUGCCUUAUUAUGUACCCCAACAACAACCUGCCUUGUAACGUUUGUUGCUUGCGAGAGCACAUCGCUAGCAAUGGUUGCUUUUUAAAACGAAGACAACAUUUCGAAGCCAUGUACCGAUUCGAGACGGUAAAAAAUUGAGCACUCCUGAGAAAAGACUUUUACAGGAGCUGGUUUGAGGUGAGAA
This is a messenger RNA of Stylophora pistillata, 2276 nucleotides long. RefSeq names its product neuronal acetylcholine receptor subunit alpha-10. Gene Ontology annotation, biological process: monoatomic ion transmembrane transport. Gene Ontology annotation, cellular component: membrane. The record is from RefSeq and is a predicted model, not a curated record. Gene Ontology annotation, molecular function: transmembrane signaling receptor activity; extracellular ligand-gated monoatomic ion channel activity. Lineage: Eukaryota; Metazoa; Cnidaria; Anthozoa; Scleractinia; Pocilloporidae.